Molecule: messenger RNA, 2751 nt
Organism: Trichobilharzia regenti
Lineage: Eukaryota; Metazoa; Platyhelminthes; Trematoda; Strigeidida; Schistosomatidae
Source: the annotation of a GenBank genome assembly
AUGACUAUUUAUAUUCCUUUGAUUUACACCCUACUGCUAGCCGGCAACUCCUACUGUACAGAAUCGGGCUGUCAGUUUUCACAAAACACCUUUCUAAAACCAAAUCAACUCUGGUGGACACAUGAUGGUUAUCGUUUGCCACCAGUAUCUUUUAAUCUGAAUGAUUAUCAGCAAAGUUUUGCUGUCAAGCAAGGCUUCGAUUUAACGGCCGCUGCUGAAGGAUGGAAUCAAAUGCUUAUUUCAUCAAAUACCGACAUAUUAUGGAUACAACAGCUCUGUUUAAAUUCCUAUCAGCAUAUCAGCAUUAAACGAGGCUCACAGCCAAAAGAGAGUUUUAGUCAACUGCAUGCAUUAUUCAAUGGCUUGACUGCAUUCGGUGAAGGUGAUUGGUGCAGCCGGAAUAUGCCGUUGUGGAAUUCUGAAGAGAUAUCUGUUAGAAAGGAAAACAUUUUUGUACAUCUUGUACACUACCGUAUUAUAUGUGAAAAGUUUAUCCUUGGGAAAUUCAACAAAUAUGUCGUAAAAAUUGACAUACCAAAUUCUGGACCAGUUUAUCAAUGUGUUUAUUUCCUACCUGUUAACAAGAAUGAUCCGGGAAAAAUUAUCAAUGUUAUACACAGUAAGCACGUCAGCCUACAUCCUGAUGAGUCAUUAUGUGAUGAUAAUGCAGAAUAUGAUUCCAUUUUGUGGAUACCUUCACUUUCUAAAAAUGCAAAGGAUCUUUUCACUCCUUGUCCCUUCGUUGGUGGAUUUCAAAUAAUAAAUAUGAGGAAAGUCGGCUCCGAAAAACCUAUUUGUGACUAUCAGACAUUUGCAACCAUGGAAAGUGAAUGCGUAACAAACGAGGGAAUUGAAUGGGUAUUUGACGAUCCUAAAUGCAACAUAUUUGAAAUCAAUAGUAUCAGUCAUCACAGCUGUUUCACCCACUGGAAAAAAGACGGUUUAACUUUUACACUGUUGCAUCAAGACCGCAAAGACGAUGGACACAGUCUGUUCACAUUAAUAUUCUCCGAUAUACCCGAACCACUAAAUCCAUCAGAUUCAAAUUAUGGUCAACAUAAACCUAUCUGGAUAUAUCCUGGUCUAUCAUCCAAAAUAUUUCAGAAUACCUCCAUAUUAUGGGAUGUAAAUAGCUUCGAUUUCAGCACGGAGAUCUCCAAUAGAUGGAAUCAGCAAAAUAAACAUGAAAUACCUUUGUAUCAAUUGUAUAUACGCCGAGCAUUCGGAAUAUGUGAUGAUGAACCGACUAGUUGUACAAAAGGAUGUGACCAUGAUGUACGGAAUCGAAUGUUCUGUUAUAAAAGUUGCCCAGCAGAUGACAAAAAAUGCAAGUCUUCUCACUGGGAUUCGUGUACAUUCAAGCAGAAUUAUCAGGGUCAUUGGAAUUUAAUAGAACCAAUGUCUAGAAAAGGAUACACUUCACUAGAAUCUUCAAAAUCGAAAUGGACUAGCCUUAUAUUCGGUGAAAAUUAUCUCAUUUUUGUUGGCAAAACUAAUGAAUCUUAUCUGUGCAUACGUGAAGUACGUGAAACCAUUCAAGACUGGUUUAUAAUUCGUUCAAGAAAGCAAGCAAAUGGAUGCCAACCUAGAGACGUUUGCUUAGAACUAUUUCAAAGCAGUAUACGCAGAUCAUUUGAUGCACGCAACACAAAUACCAUGGAAUUACGUAUGUCUCAAAGUAAGAAAUAUGGAUCGCAUGUACGGACAUUGUGUAAUUUCGAAUCUCAGUCAUUUAGUGUAAACAGCAAAAUACCACAAUCAACAACACCGCUUAUUCUAGUUCGAAAUCUUGAACCAUACGAAAUGUUAAAUCCAUACAGUGAUCCUCCAAUUAAAUGUGGCCUUUACCAAAUACGACUUGUUGGAACAAUGAAUAUAAAUACUGAUUAUUUAUCAGACAGAUCAAAUUCACUGAGUGUCAUUUCUCUACCUGGAAGACUUUACGAACUCCCUGAGAUGGUCAAUACUUCUCAGUCAAUCAAUGCAAAUUAUUACAAAAAAUUUGAACCUACAAAUUUCAAAUAUUCAGGCUCUUAUAACCAGCCACAAAAGUCAUCAUUUGACGAUUCAAGUAGAAGACUAGAUAUAAUAAAAUCUCAAAAUACGAUUCAUAGAAGAAUGGUAAAGAAUUCAAUAUCCUGUCGUGUUGAAAUAAGUGAUUUUAAUUUGACUUAUGGUUUAACAGGAGAAUUCGGGAAUAAAAUUUGGAUACAUAGUGAUUGUUUAAAUCAUCAGAUUAAGAGCUCUUUUAAUGCAAGUCAUGUUUGCUUGUCUGUUUACAAUAUCUUUCCCGUGGAACUGAACGAAAGAAGAAGGCAACUGAUUCUGAUAACCUAUCAUGUUGCAACGAAGACAUAUUUUUGCUGGAUAUUUAAAGAAAUAAAUCGAGAUAGUAUUCCAGGUUAUUUGGUCUAUCUAUUCGAUACACCACAGUGCCAAUAUCAUAGACUUCCUUCAGGUGAUAUACAGAUUAAUGAGGAGAAUGCACUCGCCCAGAUCAGUUUGACAUCAGUAUCCUGCAGUAAAUGUGAUCUGAAUGCAGAUAGAACACGGAAAUACUCCGGUAAACUGGAAUCACGAAAAUCAAAAGUAUUGCGUAUUCCGACUAGUCAAAUGAAACAACGUCAGACACAGCGUGCUUUACGACAAAGUACACAAACUGGCACGAAAAAUUUAUGUUGUAGAGGAGAAAUACGCUUAUUUCUAAUUCUAAUGCUCAUAAGUCUUUCAUUUUUAUCAAUUCUUUUGUAA